Molecule: messenger RNA, 9173 nt
Organism: Thunnus maccoyii (southern bluefin tuna)
Lineage: Eukaryota; Metazoa; Chordata; Actinopteri; Scombriformes; Scombridae
Gene: adgrb2
Product: adhesion G protein-coupled receptor B2
Exons: 36
Coding region: 572-5830 (1752 amino acids)
Biological process (GO): cell surface receptor signaling pathway; negative regulation of angiogenesis; G protein-coupled receptor signaling pathway
Cellular component (GO): plasma membrane
Molecular function (GO): G protein-coupled receptor activity
Source: RefSeq, a predicted model, not a curated record
UCGAAAGGUCAGAGUGCAGCCGCCAUUUUGAUACCAAGAUGUGGCUAAUGUUUACAUGCUAACGUGAGUUUUGACUGAGAAUCAUACGUUGGAAGAUUAGCAUAUCUGCCGGCUAAUUCGAAAUGAUGCAACGGCUGUUCGUGGAUAUUUAUUGAUAUAACUGUAUGUUUUGGACUAAAUAUUUUACUGGAUUGGAUCGACUGGACCUUUGCUAAUGUAACAAGACCGUUUUUGUCGGAGUUGUAUCAGUCGGUGGAGUAACAUGAGUCUUCAUAGCCCCCACCCCCGUCUCCUCUCCUCCCGCUGUCUCUAUAUAUCUGUCAGUGCAUGACGCGAGGUUAAGAAGUGAAGCAGACAAGAAAUAUAUCCCAGUGAAAGACAGGUCUGGAUAAAUAAAGAAGAGGUAUACUCAGCCCUACCCGAGAGAAAAGGUUGGAAGGGAGAAGGUGGGGAUUUUUUUUUUUUUUUUUCCCCCUCCUUUUCCUGAAGGCAGCUGUCAGAUUUUGAGAGGACGAUCAACACCGGAGAAAGAAGGUAAAAACGAGGAAAAGUUGAGGACGAAUGUCAUAGGAUGAACACUGCUGGUGGGGUGUGUCUGUCUGUGCUGUCCUCUCUCCUGGCUGUGGUUGGGGCCCUGGCUGCCGUGUCUGCCCUCGCUCUAGCUCCUCUCUCUGCCCUGGCUGAGGCUGCCUAUGGGGCUGCCAAUGGCGUCCCCAGCACCGGGGCAGAGGGGGCCCCCUCGCCCAUCUCCUCACCGUGCUCCAGCUUGGUAGCUGGGGUGCUCUAUGGCUCUUUCUCCCUAAGGGAGCUUUUUCCCUCCAGGGCGCCGGGCUGUUCCUGGUCCCUGGAAAACCCUGAUCCCACCAAGUACUCCCUCUACCUCCGCUUUACCCGCCACCCUACCAUCUGUCGGACACACUCCCCCAUGCUCCUCUCCCUCGACCACCACCUGGCUAAUCAAAGCUGUCCCCUUCACUUACAGACGGCAGCCACCAGGGAUCAGGAAGUCAUUAAUCUCUGUGGCAGCCAGUCCAACUCAGAUGAACCUUACUCCUUCCUACAGUUUGAUAAGAACUUUGUCCAACUAUGUCUAACAAGACAUCCAGCUGCAGAUGAGCCUCAGGUAUCCAAGGAAUUGCUGGAGCUGAGACUAGUAGAGGUGUUACUCAUUAACAACGAGAACUCCAGUCAGUUUACCUGUGGCGUGCUCUGCCGAUGGUUUGAGGAGUGUUUACGAACAGGUGACCAUGGAGGCCAGGAGGUUUCCAACGGCGACGGUUGCGGGAUGACCCAAACAGGCUGUAUCUGUCCUAAUCACAACAUCAUGGCACCACCUAUCCCGUUGCUCCCGGAGACACCUCACAGUUUCAGCAACGGUUCGCUGGUUCCCGAUGACUGCUGCGUCACUGAGCUGCAUUCCAAUGAUGCAAUCGCCAUAGCACCCAGAGAUGUCCGACAAGACCCAUAUGAUGACGACGAUCUGAAGGUGAAGACACAGAGACCACGAUCAGCUGACCAGCCAGGUGUGUUUCAGGCACAAACAGGUGACCCUGCAGCAGAGGAGUGGUCACAGUGGAGUGUGUGUUCCCUCACGUGUGGGCAAGGCUGGCAAGUGAGGACGAGAUCAUGUGUUUCUUCUCCUUAUGGGACACUGUGCAGCGGUGCCCUGCGGGAAACACGCAUGUGCAACAACACAGCUUCCUGUCCAGGUGAACCUGGGAUCACAGGCUCAGUGCAUGGGCUUUGGGAGGAGUGGUCGUCAUGGAGUCUGUGCUCUGUGACCUGUGGGCGGGGCUCCAGGACGCGAACCAGGAAGUGUGUGAACGGAGGCGGGGUCGUGGCUUGUGGACGGCCCGAGACACAGACCAAACUCUGCAACAUAGCAGUGUGCCCUGUGGAGGGCCAGUGGUUGGAGUGGGGGCCUUGGUCGAAAUGCAGCGUGACUUGUAACACGGGGAGCCAGCAGAGGCAGAGGCGCUGCAGUGCGUCAGUGCACGGCUGGGCUGAGUGUAAGGGCCCCCAUCAGGAGAGCAGAGAAUGCACCAACCCCUCGUGCAGCGGUGGAGGUAACUGGGGCAGCUGGAACCACUGGAGUCUCUGCAGCAAAACAUGUGACUCUGGUUGGCAGCGGCGCUUCAGGAUGUGCGAGGGCACCGGGAUACAGGGAUACCCCUGCGACGGCUCAGGAGAGGAGGUUCGGUCCUGCAAUGACAAGAAAUGCCCGGCUCCUCACGAGAUAUGUAAAGACGAGCACCUUCUCUCUAUGUCAUGGAAGAGAGCCUCAGCUGGAGAAACUGUCUACAACAAGUGUCCAACUAACGCCACUGGAUCUGCUAGUCGUCGUUGCAUGCUGGACAAUAAUGGAGUUGCUUUCUGGGGUCCUCCGAGCUUCGCCAGAUGCGUCUCACUUGAAUAUAGAUAUUUACAUUUAUCUUUACGAGAGCAUCUCGCGAAGGGUCAGAGGACCCUGGCUGGGGAGGGCAUGUCUCAGAUCGUAAGGAGUCUCCUGGAGCUCUUGCAGAGGAGGAGCUACUACAGUGGCGACCUUCUCUUUUCCACGGAGAUCCUGCGAAAUGUGACGGACACCUUCAAAAGAGCAACCUACAUCCCAGCUCCCGACGACGUGCAGAAAUUCUUCCAGAUAGUCAGCCACAUGUUGGACAUGGAAAACCUAGAGAAAUGGGAGGACGCUCAUCAGGUCGCUCCUGGCGCUGCGCUGUUGAUGAGGAUAUUAGAGGAUUUCAUUCACCUCAUCGGAGAGGCUCAAAAGCCUUUUCAGAGUUUUCUAGUCGUUACCAACAACCUCAUGAUAACCAUCCAGCGAGAGCCGGUGUCAGCAGUUUCCAGUGAUAUCAACUUCCCCAUGAAGGGCCGGAGAGGGAUGAAGGACUGGGCCAGAACAGCAGAGGACAAGCUCUACAUCCCUAAAGAGGUCUUCACCGUCCCAAACGAAGAGACAGAGACAGAUUCAGAGUCUACAAUGUACUACGUCAUCGGAGCCAUCUUGUACAGGACGUUGGGUGUCAUCUUACCAGCACCAAAUCCCCCUGCGGUGAUCAACUCCAAGAUCCUAACAGUGACAGUACGACCGGAACCGCAACCCAGCGAGCCCAUGGUGGUGGUGGAGCUCUCACCACUUUUCAAUGGUACAUCAGACCCUCAGUGCGUAGUCUGGGACUAUGGCAACCCGGAAGCUGGCGCAGAAAACUGGGGCACAGAGGGCUGCCAAACGCUCGCGUCAACCACUGUCCACACCAAAUGCCUGUGCAGCAGGAUAUCCACCUACGCCGUGUUAGCGCAGCAAGCUAAAGACCCGGACAUGGGUCCUACCAGCAUGCCCUCUGUGCCCCUCAUGGUGGGCUGUGGAGUCUCCUGCACUGCUCUCCUUAUCCUGCUGCUAAUCUAUGCUGCCUUCUGGAGGUACAUCCGUUCGGAGAGAUCCAUCAUCUUGGUGAAUUUUUGCCUCUCCAUCCUGGCCUCCAAUUUAUUGAUUUUGGUGGGACAAUCUCAAACUCUUAGCAAGAGCCUCUGUACUGUGACUGCUGCCUUCUUGCAUUUCUUCUUCUUGGCGUCCUUCUGCUGGGUGCUGACAGAGGCGUGGCAGUCCUACCUGGCUGUCAUCGGCAAAAUGAGGUCACGACUUAUUCGCAAGCGCUUUCUGUGCCUCGGCUGGGGUCUUCCAGCCCUAGUUGUAGCAGUGUCAGUGGGUUUCACCCGAGCAAGAGGUUACGGCACAGCCAGCUAUUGCUGGUUAUCCUUAGAGGGCGGCCUGCUUUAUGCCUUUGUUGGACCCGCUGCUGUCAUUGUUUUGGUGAAUAUGCUCAUCGGAAUUGUGGUGUUUAACAAGCUCAUGUCUCGAGACGGCAUCUCAGACAAGUCUAAAAAGCAGCGAGCGGGUGUCCCAGCGGAGGCGCGUAGCCGACUGCUCCUGAAAUGCUCCAAGUGUGGCGUGAUCUCGAGCACCGCUCUGUCCAGCUCUACUGCCAGCAGCGCCAUGGCCUCUCUGUGGAGCUCCUGUGUGGUUCUUCCUCUGUUAGCUCUAACCUGGAUGUCAGCAGUGUUGGCCAUAACCGACCGCCGCUCUACACUCUUCCAGGUCCUCUUUGCUGUCUUUGACUCCGUCCAAGGUUUCGUCAUCAUCACCGUCCACUGCGCCAUGCGCCGGGAGGUGCAGGACGCGGUGCGCUGUCGGAUGGGGGGAUGUAAAGACGACAGCGAAAACUCACCAGACUCCUGCAAGAAUGGACAGGUGCAGAUCAUGAAGUGUCCAAAUGUGAGCUCCUGUGGGCAGCAAUGUGGCUCUCUGCGUUACGGCACAUCCCCGUGCCCGCCGGGUUGCCACCCGCAGUCGUUCCCACCGACGUGCCACCAGGCAUGCCAGCAAGCCUGUUACCAGAGUCUGUCCCGCAGCAACCACGGGCUUGACCACAGCCACGCCCUCAGCCACGCACAUGAGCAUAACCCCAUCCUGAACAAUACCCACAAUCACAUCCAUAACCACGCCCACAACCACAUCGGCAGCCAACCUACGGAUUUUGAGAAGGAUGUGGACUUGGCAUGUCAAACAGUCAUUUUCAAGGAGGUGAACACCUGUAACCCAGCCACCAUCACUGGGACCCUCUCCCGCAUCUCCCUGGAUGAUGAGGAUGAUCCCAAGCUGGCAGCCCAUCAGGAUGGGGGAGUGGGGGUCAACUUUAGCGCCCUCCCUGGGAACAUCCCCCCUCCCAACCUUAUCGUACAGGUUCCACCCCUCGGAGGUCUCAAUGAGCUGAGUGAGACGCCACUCAAGAAGGAGGUGAACGUGGAUCAGCAGAGACAGCAAGGGCAGCAGCGCAGCGGCGCUCCCAUCUACCUGUGCACCGAGAGUGGCCUGGGCUGGGCUCGACCGCCCCCUUCCUCCAACACCUCCCAGGAUGGAAGUGCUGGAAGUGGAGGAGGAGGGGGAGGUGGAAGUGGAGGAGGGGAGGGAGACUACAUGGUCUUACCUCGUAGGACGGUCAGCCUCAAACCUCCAGCACCCUCCUCCCAAGGAGGAGGUUUGGGACUGGGGGGCGAGGACAAGCCUCUUAACAUUGCAGUGGAGGAUCCUCCUUUCCCCCCACCUCCCUCUCCCUUGACGCUCCAUCCGGCUGAGAGCGAGGCCUACCCAGCGGAUUUUGUGCCGUCCAGUGUGGGCGACAUGAACAUCACCAUGAACCUCAACCGCUCCUAUGGGACGAUCAAAACCAUGCCCCACGGGCACAGCCACAUGAUGGCUCAGGGUGGUCUUGUACACUCCCAUGGAGGACACAUGCACGCCCACGGGCAUUCGCUCCAGCUGAAGCCGGGCCAGAGGCCAUCAGUCAGGCAGAUUCUGACAGGUGGAACCACAGUGGAGAGAACCAGGACCCUGCCACGUAACCUGGGCAGCACCAAUACCAACACCAGCCUCUCAGCAGGAUCCCUGGAGAGGAAAAGAGUACGGUACUCUGAGCUCGACUUCGAGAAAGUGAUGCACACUCGCAAAAGACAUUCUGAGCUGUACCAUGAGCUCAACCACUCGUCCAAGUUCCACACCAUAGACAGGUAUAGCAGGGACCCAGCCAUGUCCACAUUCAAGAGGGAAAAGCGAUGGAGCAUUUCAUCUGCCGGAGGUGAAAAGAACUCGUCGAGUGACAAGUCGACCCCGGAGGAGCAGAGCUCCUGGGACAGCUUCAAGACCAUGACCCCUGAGCUGUCCAUCGUGCCUGGGGAGCAGAAAGACCGGAUGGAGCUGCACAAUAAGAACUGGGACUCCUCCUCUGCUAACACACCCGACUCGUCCGAGGGAGACUUCCAGACUGAAGUGUGAAGACACACAGAUGUACACACACUCACUCGAAUACACACACACACACACACACACGCUCAUGCCGAGAUGCAGAUGCACACAGAGAUACUGAACUUCUGGAAAGCUAUACUUAUAAGGACAUGAGUGCAAACACGCACACACACACACUCGCAAAGAUCUCACAUACACUGCUCCCCGUCUCCUGCAAUGUGCUCUGUCGGAUCCCAUACUGUAUUUGUUUACUGCUGCAGUGGACAGACAUGGAAAGAAGACUGUUCUACUCUAUAUUUUCGCAAAGACUAUAUUGAAAAGAAAGAACAGGGGCUUGACACGUCUGCGAUUGAGGAAAAUUUUUAAAUGAACUAAGAAACUACGAAAAACUUAUUUCUGAGAAAAAAUGUCUUGAUUUUAUUCUGGAGAAAAAAGAAAACCUCUUUCAAUUGUUUGAUGAUUUGGGGGGGAGGGUGGGAGAAGAAUAUUUCUGCACCGUUCAGUUCUUUUUAUAGCAAGGGGAAAAAAAAAUCUCACAGAGGUUGCUCACACUGGUAGCCCCCUAGGCACCCUGCUUUCAUUUAUUUCUUUUUCCCUUCUAAUGGAUGACGAAAUCAUUCAAUCUCUCAUUUUUUUUUUUGUUUUUUUUUUUUUUUACUUUUUCUCUUUGUCAUUUGGAUGGAUAGGGGAUGGGGGUCAGGGAAAGAGCUGCUCAUUGUGCCAUCUUCUCUGCUUUUUGCGGGUUCCGGUUCAACAGUCCCAUCCAUCCAUUCCUCUCACAUCCUCUGUGUCAACAUUGUAUUCCCCCUUUUGUGUAUUUUCUAUGGUUUAGUUAAAAAAAAAAAAGUCCUCCCCUAUGGUUUGAAAAUAUUAAUGAAAAAAUAAUACGAUUGAAACAAAUAACUACCAACUGAGUUGUGUUCUGUGGUCUAACUGUUCAAGAAGAAUUGAUUUAUUUUUCAGACUGGUUUGUGCUUGUGCUGCCUUUUUUCAUUCUUAUUUUCCUUUUUUUUUCAUUUCCUGUGAGAAUUAACCCAUGUGGAACUUUAAAAAAAAAAUGAUUUAGGACACAUGCAGCACAUAAAUGUGAGCUUGCUUUCUGAGGUAAUGUGUGCCGCAUGUUAUCCACUCAUGAGGGAAAAGAAGGAUUGUGAUCAUCAUGCAGAUUCUCGCAUCUCCUUUCUUUAUCCCCCCCCCCCCGCCCCCCGCCCCCCUCUCCUACCCUGCUUGGAGAUAAAAGCCUUUAAAGAUUGCAGCAUCUGAAUCCAUUUCACCCAUCACCAAUCAUAGUAAUGCCAGAGAAGAGAAUAUUUCAGUCAUUUCAGCCCAAAUGGAACCUGUGCAAAGUCUGUUUAGCAUCUCCCAUUCCUCAAUAACAUGCGCUUACAGUUAAGUAUCGAUCAGUUUAGCAGCUAAGUCGCCCUUUUCCAGUUACCGAAGGAAAUAUUGUUAGCUCUACAUAACCAGAGGAAGUUUUUGCAGCCAAUAAUAUAUUAAACUAGACACCAUCUGAGCCAGAUUUUCUUCUUUUCUCAAGAACCCCCAUCGUGGAUGUAAAGCUCUAUCCUAAAAAACAUGCCUUCUUUUGCUUUCAUCUACUACAUCCCUCCCGUUUCUUUCUCUGUUGCUCAUUCUGCCCACCCAGCGUCGUGCUACCAGGAGGCAUGAAAUCUUAAUGUUAGCAGUGAAGCCAGAUAUAUAACUCCUGGUUCACAUGGAUUCCUUUCCAUGUGAUCGUGUCCUGUGCUGUAUAAUCUGAUUGUGAGCGCGGCGGCUGCAGAGAAAGAGAGGAAUAGACAGAUAGAGAGGGAGUCACGGAGGUUGUAAGGCUACAAGGUGACAGACUGAAGAGGAAACAGCAGCAAAAGCCAGUGGUGAGGCUUCCUGCUUGACAUUCUGCAUCUAUACUUCAGUCGCUACAAGAGGACAACCAGUUUCCUGCUGUUGCUACAUUAGCACAUCAGUCCUCCAUACACCGACAGAAAGAAAGUGUCAGAGUGCAGGAUGAAUUCAAUAGAUGGCUCGAUAACUUUUCUGUCUAUGUUCAAAGCAACUCCCUUUAAUCUAACAAUCUGGAGAGAGAGGUGAGAGACAAUUUAGGGAGGAGAGAAAAAAAUGUAAGGGUGUAAAAGAAAAUGGUAGCCAAGGAAAAAGAUCCAAAAAUACAUAGCGAGCUAGAAGGCAGGCAGAGAUGCAGAUUAAGAAGGGGGGAGUGCUGAAAACAGUAAUUAUCCGGGGACGGCGAUUUGUCCUGACAUUUUCCGAUGCAGCCCUCAAACCAUCUGUUUAAAGAUCCCUAAUGUGGUAGUAGUGCAGCACUGCGCAGAUGGUGAAACACGAGUGCGGUCCUUCUAACCUUUCAAGCUAAUCAGCUGAUAGGCGAACCUACAGCUCACCUCCUCUCAGAAGAGCAAGAUAGGUUCGGCCCCAAGUUGCCGAGCUAAGGUCACAUUCACCUGACCUUCUCUGAGGCUCAGCAUCCAGCGCUUCUGUGCAGUGUGUCCAAUCUGAACAAAACAGCGGUCUGUCAGCUACACAGUGCCAGUCGAUGGGUGUUACUAUAUAGCAGAUGAAAACAUCCAUCUCAGGUGAAAUAGAUUUGACCCACACAUAGAAUACAAAUAAGUUUUUUUUUUUGUACAUUAUAGAGAAAAAGCUCCUCCAAAAAGCCUUGUUCCCAUGGUAAUUUAUAAAUGUGAUUUGCAGAAAGAAAGAAAGAACAUUAAAAUGCAAAUGUUUAAUUUCAGAUUUUGUUAUUUUCCUCUCACAUCAGUGAGGUUUUCCAUACAUCUCUCAUAACGUAAGAACAGCAUGACUGGUUUUAAACUCAGUAAGGGAUUUUAAUUGUUCAUCUUCAAGAACGGUAAGUGAGAUGCUGCUUGAUGGACUGAGAUGUUUGAUUACUUGAAUGUGCCACUUCAGUAUUCUUCUUUCUGCUAAGGAUCAUCUUGCAGCUUUGCUUUUCUUUUUAUAUGAUAGACAGUGGGGAUGAUGCAAAUGAUAACGCAAGAGGAUGCUGGUCAGGUGGUCGGAGUAUGUUAGUGUGUCACAUUGUUUUCCUUUGUGUGUUUUGAAAGCCUGCCAAACUCAUUAAGAAAUAUGAAACGCAGACAAGCAAAUUUGCAACUUAACUCCACGUGGACGCCAACUCAAACCCACUAUGCUCACUUUCACCCUCCUACCUUGAGCCUUCGAUGCUUAGAUGUUAACCGACUGCUACAACCAUCCAACAUUCCAGUUGAUUUAUUACUGAAAAAAACCCUCCCUUUCCUUUUCUCCCUCAUUUUUGUUCUUUUUAUACAUAAGAUUGUACAAAGUAGUCCUCUAAUGUUUUCAUAGUGUCUUUUUAUAUGAAAAUAAAUUUUCAAAUUGA